AUGUCUCUCCGAACAAAAGACGUUACAUUAGCCGACAAGUUUACACGGACCAGAAACAGCCACCCCACAGCGGCCUUGGACCCUUGGACACACAAACUCCCGACACCGCUGAACGUUCUCAUCAUCGGCGCGUCGCGCGGUAUAGGAGCUGGCAUCGCACAUGCAUACGCUCAAGCCGGUGCUGCGAAUCUCAUCCUAUCCGCGCGCGCGUCUUCGGACAAAGAACUCUCAGCGGUCGCGCAGGAAGCCAGAGAACUUGCUCCCUCUGUCCUAAUCACGUGCCUACCAGUCGACAUUACUUCAUCAGAGAGUGUAGCGGAACUAGCGAGACAUGUGAAAGAGAAAGUUGGCAAGCUCGACAUUCUGGUUCUCAACUCUGGGUACUCUGGUCCAGUGGUUCUCAAGAUUGACGAAGGCAAUCCGCAGGACUUCAGGGAUGUUUUUGAUGUCAAUGUUCAGGGGACCUAUCUCGUUGCGCACCACUUCAUUCCGUUGCUGAGAGAGAGUGAUGGCGCAAAGACGUUCAUUGCCGUGAACUCUUUCGCAACUCUAAUAACAAGUGGACAUAUCGCGAACACUGGAUACUGCGUAUCGAAGCUUGCACAGGCGAGGCUUAUGGAGUAUAUCGCUGAACAGUAUGGCAAGGAGGGUGUGCUGUCGAUUGCGGUGCAUCCGGGGGCCGUACUGACGGAGAUGGCAGAGCAGACGGCGCCGCAGAGUGUGAUGCCUUAUCUCACUGACGAUGCUGGCUUAUGCGGGGCAUUUUGUGUGUGGUUGAGCCGCGAGAAGAAAAUGUGGUUGAACGGCAGGCUCAUCAGCGCCACUUGGGAUAUUGAUGAAUUGCUGGAGAAGAAACUGCAGAUCGAAGAAGAGGAUUUGUUGAAGGUUGGUUUCAGAGUUGGCGAUGCUUCUGCUGCUGCAUCUGGCCAGUCCUGA
Molecule: messenger RNA, 936 nt
Organism: Ascochyta rabiei
Lineage: Eukaryota; Fungi; Ascomycota; Dothideomycetes; Pleosporales; Didymellaceae
Exons: 2
Coding region: 1-936 (311 amino acids)
Source: RefSeq, a predicted model, not a curated record